Molecule: messenger RNA, 2375 nt
Organism: Microbotryum saponariae
Lineage: Eukaryota; Fungi; Basidiomycota; Microbotryomycetes; Microbotryales; Microbotryaceae
Source: the annotation of a GenBank genome assembly
AUGACCGAAGGGAUAGCACCGGAAGCGAUGCUGAACCCCGCUUCUGCUUCCCCGGCUCUUCACUUUGAGAUCUUGGCGCGAUGUUCAACCACACGAGCUCGGGUUUCGCGCAUGACCUUGCCUCAUGGAGCGACGGUGAGUGUGGGAACGGGAGCUAACACUUCGGUCUCGAAAGGGCACAAUUCAGCAACGCCAACGCCAACUUACACUUACACAACAAAAUGACUUGAUGUUCCCUCUCUCACAUCCAGCUGCUCCCAACGUUCAUGCCCGUCGCAACGCAAGCCUCGAUGAAAGGCGUGACCCCGGCUCAACUGAUGGCGCUCGAUCCUCCGUUGACGUUGAUGCUCAACAACACGUACCAUCUCAGUCAAAGGCCGACACCGGAGAUAUUGGAUCUGGUCGGGGGGAGUCACACCUAUCAGGGUUGGGAUCGGAAUUUGUUGAGUGAUUCGGGAGGGUUUCAGGUGAGCUUCUCUUGGGGGUGAUUCGGCCAUGGGUCUCUGCUCGGGUGGAGUUGAGGAGACCGGCGAUUUAGGUGAAGGGUCAGAGCUGAUCCACAUGGUUCGUUUCGGAUGGCCUCUCUCCACAGAUGGUCAGCCUGUGAGUGGUUGUUCUACUCGUUCGCGCAUGAGAAAGACCACUCCGUCGUGGAUUCCGACAACCUCGGCAGUUUUGCUCGGCACGAUUUUGAGCUGACCAAAACCUCCGACUCCCCUGAUCGCCUGGUUCAAUUUCCAUUGCAGAGUCAAGCUUUCAAAAGUCGAGGAAGAAGGCGUGGUGUUCGCAAAUCCUUAUGAUCCGUCAGUCGUGACAAAAUUCGACCCCAAGAGUGAAUAUACUAGGAGCGAUGAGAGGCUCAUGUGGCUACUGUUUGUGGCACAGGACAAAGUCAUCGCUGCUCACGCCGGAACGGAGUAUGCAGAUCCAACACUCAAUAGGGACGGAUAUCAUGAUGUGAGGAGUGGAUAAAAAAGUACGAUCCUUGCUUGAUGGCGGUGCUGACUUUUGUCGGACACGCGACAGGCAACUGGAUGAUGUCGUCGCGACGUUGACGACAGGUGCGAGGAUGGAAGAGGCCAUGUGGAGAUCUGUUCGAUGUUCGUGAUAUUUAGCUUCGGUCGCGUGAGCUCACAGUAAGGCUGAUGUAUGCUCCUUGGAACAGGGCUAGAUCGAUGUAUCGCCGAGCACGAGCGAUCGGGACGAAGAACGAAGCAGAAUUUGUUCGCCAUCAUUCAAGGUCAGCCUCAAACACACACUCUCGCAUUGCCUCGAACAGGGCUCGAAGGCUGAUGAGUCCCCCUCCCCCGGUGCUCUCUCCAUCACAGGUGGUCUUGAUCCCGAGUUGCGUCAGAAAUGCCUAGAUGCGAUGCUCUCGCCCGAACGACAGGAAAAACUUCCGGGAUACGCGAUUGGCGGUCUGUCGGGUGGAGAGGAGAAGACUCAGUUCUGGAGGAUCGUCGCGCAGUGCGCUGCGGCACUACCGGAACAGAAGCCGAGAUGUGAGUCCACAGUGGUUUGAGGUUGGCAGAACCUGUUUCAACAGAUUGACGCUUGCUGAUGCACGCCGCAUUUGGCCUCGUCCGAGCAGACUGCAUGGGGAUUGGUUAUGGGGAAUAAGUCUCACUCGAUAAUUUAGCGUGGAACGCGAUCUUGGAUUCCAGGUUGCUUACGUCGUUCCCACUUGUCAUCAGCACAGACCUACUGGUAUGCGCUGCACUAGGCGUCGAUAUGGCCGACUGUGUCUUUCCCACUCGAACAGCUGUGAGCACAUCUACGCUCCUGCUCUCCGCUUCAAUGAAUGGAAACACUAAUCCGCGUGAUUUCCGGCUCCCAGCGUUUCGGUGUGGCACUCACUUUUGACGGCCCAGUCGACGUCAAGCGACAAGUGAACGCGACCGACUUUUCCGUUAUCGACCCGGAAUGCACAUGUCCAACCUGCGACAAGGGCAACGGGAUGACCAAAGCGGCGCUCUCGAUGAUUGCUGGAAGAGAGACGGUCGGCGCCCAUGCGCUAACAUUACAUAAUUUGACUUAUCAAGUGAGUCAGACGCCAUUGUGCUGGGUUAUUAUUAUGUGCUGAUGAGAGGCUAUUCUCUGUCAGUCCACGUUGAUGCACCGAGCUCGGGAAGCGAUCCUCGAAGAUCGAUUUCCGCAGUACCUGAUCGACUUUUUCGCGCGCUUCUUCAAGACCAAGGACAAGUACCCGUGAGCCCAACAUGUGAACUUUCGAGGCUGUCCGAGUUUUGCUGAUUGGAGCUGUUGUUGUUACCUGUCGUAGUGCUUGGGCCGUGGAAGCGCUUUUGUCGGUCGGGGUAGAUCUGGUGAAUGGAGUGCCGAGCGCGGGGAGAAAGGAGAUAUCUCGGCCAAAUUGA